CCCCAACAGGGGGCGCAUGCGCAGUUACAUCCGAACGGAGAAGCAGCGUGCGUUUCUUCGUUGGCUGAUUCGAGACGGAGGAGGAGGAGGAGGUUACUCGGGGCUUGCCUUCCCUUUCCUUUCCCCUCCGCGGCUGUUUGCCGGCGAUGCGGUUGCGCUUGGCGGCGGCGGCGGUUCCUUCGGAGGCCCCGGUUGUGUCGCGGGGUUGAGCGGUGGGGCGGGCCAAGAUGGCGUGCGUGCUGGAGGCGCCGCUCCGCAUGAGUGUCCUGUCGGAAGUCACAGCUAGUAGUCGCCACUAUGUUGACAGAUUAUUUGAUCCUGAUCCCCAGAAAGUCCUGCAGGGUGUCAUAGAUAUGAAAAAUGCUGUAAUUGGAAACAACAAACAAAAAGCCAACUUGAUUGUUUUGGGAGCAGUUCCAAGGUUGCUGUACUUGCUUCAGCAAGAGACCUCCAGCACGGAAAUGAAAACGGAGUGUGCAGUGGUGCUAGGAAGCCUUGCAAUGGGUACAGAAAACAAUGUAAAAUCUCUACUGGACUGCCAUAUCAUACCAGCCUUACUGCAAGGGUUGCUGUCACCAGAUCUUAAAUUUAUUGAAGCUUGCCUCAGGUGUCUUCGCACCAUUUUCACCAGCCCUGUAACUCCUGAAGAACUAUUGUACACAGAUGCUACAGUUAUUCCUCACCUCUUGGCACUGCUCAGUAGGUCUCGAUAUACUCAAGAAUACAUAUGUCAGAUCUUCUCACAUUGCUGCAAACUCCGACACUGGCAUAGCUGCGGCUUUAAAUCCUCGCCUCAGCCACUUCUAUGUGCCAAUGGUCCAGAUCACCAGACAGUCCUGUUUAAUCAUGGCGCAGUGGAGAAUAUUGCUCAUCUGUUAACGUCUACAUCUUAUAAAGUUCAAAUGCAAGCACUGAAAUGCUUUGCAGUUUUAGCCUUUGAAAACCCCCAAGUAUCAAUGACUCUUGUAAAUGUGUUGGUUGAUGGAGAAUUAUUACCACAAAUCUUUGUGAAGAUGUUACAAAGAGACAAGCCUAUUGAAAUGCAGCUCACAUCAGCCAAAUGCCUUACUUAUAUGUGCAGAGCCGGAGCAAUCCACACUGAUGAUACCUGUAUUGUAUUAAAAACACUACCAUGCUUGGCAAGGAUGUGUAGUAAGGAGAGGCUGCUAGAAGAAAGAGUAGAUGGAGCAGAAACUCUUGCCUAUUUGAUUGAAGCAGAUAUUGAGCUGCAAAGAAUUGCCAGUAUUACUGACCACCUUAUUGCAAUGCUUGCAGACUACUUCAAAUAUCCCAGUUCAGUGAGUGCCAUCACUGACAUUAAAAGGCUUGAUCAUGACUUAAAACAUGCUCAUGAACUCCGCCAGGCUGCAUUCAAGCUCUAUGCUGCACUUGGAGCAAAUGAUGAAGAUAUACGAAAAAAAAUAAUUGAAACUGAAAAUAUGAUGGAUCGGAUUGUGAAUGGUUUGUCUGAAUCUAGCAUCAAGGUGCGAUUAGCUGCAGUAAGGUGUUUGCACAGUUUAUCAAGAUCUGUACAACAACUCCGAACAAGUUUUCAAGACCAUGCUGUAUGGAAACCAUUAAUGAAGGUAUUACAGAAUGCUCCAGAUGAAAUCUUAGUGGUAGCAUCUUCUACUCUAUGCAACCUUCUCUUAGAAUUUUCUCCAAGCAAAGAGCCUAUUUUAGAAUCAGGAGCCAUAGAACUUCUCUGCAGUUUAACCCAGAGUGACAAUCUUGCCUUGCGAGUGAAUGGCGUUUGGGCUUUAAUGAACAUGGCAUUUCAAGCAGAACAGAAGAUCAAAGCAGACAUUUUACGAGGUUUAAGUACAGAACAGUUGUUUCAGUUACUCUCAGAUUCUGAUGUAAAUGUGUUGAUGAAGACUUUGGGACUACUUCGAAACCUUUUAUCAACUCGUCCUCAUAUAGAUCAGAUAAUAAGUACUCAUGGGAAACAAAUAAUGCAAGCAGUAACACUCAUCCUGGAAGGAGAGCAUAAUGUAGAAGUCAAAGAACAGACUUUAUGUAUACUUACCAACAUAGCAGAUGGAACAACAGCAAAAGAACUAAUUAUGACAAAUGAUGACAUCUUGCAAAAAAUAAAGUAUUACAUGAGUCAUUCGAAUGCUAAACUUCAGCUGGCUGCCAUGUUUUGUGUAUCUAACCUUAUAUGGAAUGAAGAAGAAGGCUCCCAAGAUCGUCAAGAUAAACUCAGAGAUAUUGGAAUAGUAGAUAUUCUACACAAAUUAAGUCAGUCAUCAGAUCCAAAUCUUUGUGAUAAGGCAAAGACAGCACUUCAGCAGUAUCUUGCAUGAUCAAAGACAAGUUGGACUUUUCGUACAACUCUCAAAGCUAUAUAAUAAGGAAUAACAGGAAAUAGCCACACCUAAUUCCUUAUCUUUUGCACAAGGCACCUUGGGCUGCGUUUCUCUCAGGUGCAGGGAGCUGCUUGGCAGGAGCAGUUUAAGUGAUCAGGUCUCCAAUGCACUUGAGGACUUUAUUGAGGUAGUUUCUUUGCUCAGAGGACUGUUCUGGGAUUUCCCCCCCUCAGCUACCUGAACUUUACUAGAACAAUCAGUGAUCUUUAUCUUUUGGGUCUACAAUUUUCUGCUUCUACCACGGCCAGUGUAAGGCUGUGUCUGGGUGGGUGUGAUACCUCAGAGCUUUUGUUUUCUUUGUUUUUCUACAGAUUUUCAAGGAUUAACCAUUCUUUGCUGUAUGAAAACUUUAAAGAAUUAUAUACAAUUUGAAUUGAAAUGUUAUUUAAAAACAGUUUUGUCCCUUGGAGUUUAUUUUGAUCAGAUGAAUGUUUUUAAGUAAAAAUAUGCAUUUGUUAAACCUCAGCUUAAUGUACCUGUACUUCCUCUUUUGAAACUAAAUGAUACCUAAAUGACUGGUAGCACAUGUAAUGGGACUAAAGCUGGCCUCCUACUGCCAUGUGUUACUAGUGCCAGCUCCCUGGACUUGGGACAAGGAAGCUGAAAGAACCCAAGAUGGAGUGGAGCCUUCUUAAAUUGACUUUCAUAUGAUACAAAGGUUGAACUUCUGGAAAUCAUACCUGCUGGGCUUACCCAGCAAGAGAAAUAUAGUUCCAGUGCCACUGCUGCCUCUGAGAAAUUGCAUGUCGUAGAACUCUGCAUUGUUCUUAUGACUUGAAUCUUUGAUGAUGGAUUGUUUGAAGGUUUUUUGAUAAUGGCCACUGCUGUUGGGAACCACAUAUGAGUAAAUGUGAGAAGAGAGCCCCAUCUAUGGUUUGAGUACAAAUGAAACUCCAGAUUCUAUUUCAAAAAAACAAAAGAUUAAACAAGAAGUGCAUGAUAGUGGGAUUAAACAGUUCCCUGGAGAAGAAGAGAGCGAAGAUUAAUAUGAGGUUUUAAUUUGGCAAAAUGUUUUGCUUCCCACCUCAUGCCUUGUAAUUAACCAGUUAGGUUGUCUGUGGAUUGAGCCUAUAGAUGUUUGCAUCAAGAGAUGAGUGCCUGUCAGAGGUUGACUGUCUCAUUUCACUCACCAGCUUUAGUCAUCCCAAACUUUUAUUUAUAAUGAAUGAAUAUUCACAUGCCUAGGCACAUUGCAUUGAUUAUGACAAAAGUUAGAGCCUUUGGCUGGAACUGUUCAUGAGCUGGAGGGAGACUGCAAAAUAAAACCAGAAAUUUUAUAUAAAGUUUUAAUGUAUUGUUUUACUCUGAAAGGCAAAUAACAGUGAUUCAGGGAUAUUAGUAAGUGAUGCCAUUUCUCAGUGUCAUUGCUACAAGCUUGUUGGGGUUGGGCUUCCGCAGGUCUGCGCAGUGUGCCCACCUGCUAACUAAGUACCUCAGAAAUAAAGCCUUAGUCAAGUUGUUAAAAUGACUGUAGCCUUAAUAAUACUGAGAAAAAUCACUUCCUGGCCAGAUUUGUGUAAAUCUACUCCCAGGAGAAGGAGUGGGUAGAGGGGAAGACUUUCUUGGCCUGGUUGCUGUUUUUGCACUCUGGAUUGUUUCAACACAUGCACUUCCAAUGUUGUCAUGUCUCCAUCACCCAUAUGCAUAUCCAUCUUUAAAAUACAGAUAUGCCUAAAACUGUGUCAAAUACAGCUGAGAUGUGCAAAUUUUCACCUUCACACUUAAAUGGUUGCUUUUCAGGAGAGUGGCCCUAUAUGUAAAGGAAGGAUAUAAACUAUGCUAAGACAAUCUGGGUAAUGUUGGGGGAAAGGUUGGUGAAAUAUUAGGAUGGUAGGUGAUAAUGAAGUGGCAUUUUGCACUCAGUGAAGCAUUGUGAAUACUUUUUUGAUGUUGCUAUAAAUAUGUACAAAUAGAAAAACACUGUAAAUAAAAAAAACUUUUAUUGGAGAACAUAUUUGAAAUGA
Messenger RNA from Sceloporus undulatus (fence lizard), 4336 nucleotides. It is a transcript of the gene ARMC8, whose product is annotated as armadillo repeat containing 8. Gene Ontology annotation, molecular function: protein binding. The transcript is spliced from 23 exons. The coding region runs from base 228 to 2309 and encodes 693 amino acids. The record is from RefSeq and is a predicted model, not a curated record. Gene Ontology annotation, cellular component: GID complex. Gene Ontology annotation, biological process: proteasome-mediated ubiquitin-dependent protein catabolic process. Lineage: Eukaryota; Metazoa; Chordata; Lepidosauria; Squamata; Phrynosomatidae.